CCUCUUUCCCAGAAAAGCACCAUCAUUAAUCAGGGUGCCAGGACAAAGUCCACCACAUUGUUGCGUCCCAACUAAGCCAUGGAUUUCUUCAUCUUCUCCAUGAAAUCUUUCAUUGAUAAAUAAACAAGGUCUCAUAAAGAAAUUAGUGUAUUCAUCAAAAUGGAUUCUUCAACAUCUUGUAUUCUGCUAAUGCUUGCUUCAUUCUGCAACAUGGUCUGUUUUUUCACUACCAAUGCACAAAGUUCAUCUCCAGCCUUGUUUGUAUUUGGUGCCUCCAUGUUAGAUUUUGGUAAUAACAUCUAUAUCAAUAGCACAAGCAAUUGCAGUGUCCCUCCAUACGGCAUUGACUAUCCCGGCCAUUUCCACCGCAAGGCGGUCAGCCGUUGCAGCAAUGGCAGGAACAUCAUUGAUUUCCUUGUGGAAAUGCUUGGAGUACCAUCACCAAAAGCUUAUCUCAGCAUGUCCAAAACAAGAAAUCUGCCUGAAGAAUUCCUAAAAGGAGUUAAUUUUGCUUCUUGCAGUGCUGGAAUCCUCAGGCCUACUAAAGAGGGUUUUUGUAUCCCAAUGGACAGUCAGAUAGACUACUAUUCUUCGGUGUAUGGAACUCUGAUGGAGAAAAAGGGCUUUGUUCAGACUCAACGGUUCAUCUCAAACUCGAUCUUUUUUAUCGACAUUGGAAACAAUGACAUUCUGGUUUAUAAUGGAACUGGUAUAUCAAAGUAUGUGAGCUUAUUGAUAUCUACACUGGAAGGGCAACUGAAGAGAAUAUACAAGUUAGGUGCCCGGAAAUUUGCCUUCAUGGGGACUGAACCAGUUGGUUGCUGGCCAACUUUAAGAGCUAUGAACAAGAACACAGGAGAUUGCGACAUAGAAGUAAAUCAACUCUCAGUUCUGUUCAAUGAGCAAGCUGCUGUUUUACUGCAGAAAAUGCAGUCAGAGUAUGCAGAUAUGAUCUACUCCUUCUUUGAUGCCUACAAAGAAUUCAACAAAUACAUCAAUCAUCCAGAGACUUAUGGGUUUGAGGAAGUAAAGGCAGCAUGCUGUGGAAUGGGAUUCCUGGGAGUAGAGAUUCUUUGCGGUGCUUGCGAUUCAUAUUGUUCUGAUAGAACAAAGUAUCUGUUCUGGGAUAGUUGGCAUCAAACAGAGGUCGCUGCCAAGUUAAUGGCUAGCGCUGCUAUUGAUGGAUUUCCACCCAUUGUGUUCCCUAUUAAUGUGAAGCAGCUCAUUGGCAAUGGCCUCCACUCUCAGAUUUAGAAUGCUCAUGUCUAUCCGUAUGGGAUACGUUAAAAUUUGGUGUGGCAGUUGAAUGUAUCCGGUGAGGCUGUGUAAUGGAUUGUUGAUUUUUAGAUUAUUCAGAGUACUACUUUCUAACA
Molecule: messenger RNA, 1373 nt
Organism: Dioscorea cayenensis subsp. rotundata (Guinea yam)
Lineage: Eukaryota; Viridiplantae; Streptophyta; Magnoliopsida; Dioscoreales; Dioscoreaceae
Product: GDSL esterase/lipase At5g55050-like
Exons: 5
Coding region: 160-1254 (364 amino acids)
Molecular function (GO): hydrolase activity, acting on ester bonds
Source: RefSeq, a predicted model, not a curated record